Desarmillaria tabescens is the source of this 1251-nucleotide messenger RNA. RefSeq lists its product as uncharacterized. Bases 214 to 1008 code for a protein of 264 amino acids. The record is from RefSeq and is a predicted model, not a curated record. The transcript is spliced from 7 exons. NCBI's taxonomy places the organism in Eukaryota, Fungi, Basidiomycota, Agaricomycetes, Agaricales, Physalacriaceae.
UCCUAUGCUGAUCGGCGUCUACAUCAUGAUCUUCAUCCCGCGCUCGCAUCUCAGUGGCGGUAUACGAUGGAUGGUUUAUCUGUAUCUCAAACCACUGAUAGUUUCGGCUUUCUCCUCACAGCUGCAUUCAGAUGCCACACAACCAACUCUAUACUACCUGUCUACUUCACCACACCCACUCUUUCAUACACAAUUACCGCAUCUCACUACUAGAUGUCAAUCCAGCUGAUUUUGUUUUGUUUCCAUUUUGCUACUUCGACUGGCUUUAUUCUCGGUGGACCUCAAGGAAAUGCACCAGCUGUGCCUCUGCUGGCGUCAUGGACACCUCCUGGAUCAUUUACUAUUGGAACCAAUAGUAACCCAGAAAGCAUUGCUCUCACGCCGCCCGGCCCGUCAACUUCUACCAGUAGUCCUGAUUCCGGAAUUACUACCACUGUCUCAACAUCGUUUACCUUUGGGAGUACUAAUGCAUCGAUCUUCAUCAAUCCUUUCGGGACAACACCCUCCAAACCUCCUUCCAGUUCCAGCUCUGCAGAAUCAACGACUCAAAGCUCCCUCCAAGCUACAGGAAGCAGUUUCACCACCUUUAGUGGCACUUCAUCAACUAGUACCUCCCCAGCCGCAAAUGAAACUCAAUCUAUGUCCCAUCCAACAGUUUCAUCCUCAAAUGAGAAUCCCACAUCUUCUGCUACCAGUGGUUCGCAAUCCAAAACACUCCCAAUAAUCGGCGCUACAAUCGGCUCCUUCAUAUUCCUGCUCCUCCUUCUAUGCGCCCUCAUAUACACCCUCCACCGACGACAGCACCGGAGGAAACAUCCUGCCAUAUUCCACCGCGAUAUGAUGGUUCGGCGGAAGCGCUCAAAUCCGGUAAAAGGUUCAGGUGCCUACACGAACUUUGGGGAUGCGGAAAAACUUGCUUCGUACGGUUCUUCGCUUCCCGCUCCAUCAGGCAACACACACAGACUACCAGAUGGAACUACAGGAUGUUUCAGCGAAACAGAAAACUGAGCUGAUCAGGCUCAAGACGUGAUUGACGCUGGGUGGAGAUGUGCAAGAGGAGAACUGAUGACAUGCCGGUCGGGUUUUCGAGGGUCCUGGUUUUGAUGUAAAGAUGGGGACGUUGACCGUCCUACGAUUUAUAAGACGCAGACGUGAAAUAGAUAUAAUUGUUAUCUCCGUGCGUAGACAGACGUUAUUGUAUUUUGCGUAAGCUGUACUCUACUUGACAUUCAUAGCUGUAUACACAUACGA